UUGUUUUUGAACACGAAAAAACAAAAACCCUAAACACACACCUUUUCGACAUCCACCACCACCACCUCUUCAUAUCUCUGUCUCUCUUCUUCUUGGUCGUACCUGAACUUGUGGACUGACAAUGGCGGAAACGGAAUCAGCGGAGAUCAACUGCGUGUAUGUAGAUACGAACCUAGACACCCAUCUCAUGCUUCCCGUUGACAACAAUGAAACCGUCUCCGAUUUCAAAGAGAAACUAUGCAAGGAGCAUCUUCACUGUUUCCCAAAAAUUGGAGAAAUCAAUGUCUAUGCGGUUAAGGUUGAACAUCAGAAUAAAAGGGGUCUCCUUUUAGAUUAUCACUUGCCGGAUUUUAUGUGUUUGAGUUUGGCCUUCGAGGGUCUCAGUAGCAACUGCUGGUUUCUUUCUGUCGAUGCCGCCGCCGUGUCUGUACUUGACAAGGCUGAGCUAAUGGAUGAUGCUGAUGACAAGUGUUCAGACCAUGAGCUGCUUGAGAAGAAGAACAAGCAGAUUGCGACUGAUUCUCUACCUUUACUUGGAUAUACUACGCCUGAACGAGAUUUGGUAACUCAAGUAGCUGAGAAGACAACAAAGAAGAGGAAGCUGAGAAGUCCGGAUGGUGGAAAAGUGGGAAGAAACCUUCCAAUCAUGAUCAGUUGCUGGAGAAGAACAAGGAGAUUGCAACUGAUUCUCCUUUUAGAUGGGUAUAACAAGAACCAGACUCCUGAAGAAGAUUUGGAAACUCCAGUAGUUGAGAAGACGCGUAAGAAGAGGAAGCUGAAAGCUUUUGAUGGAGAAACAAGUCUCAAGAAACCUUCGGUUGAUGUCAGUCAAUCUGCUGCUGCUGCUACAACUGUUUCAAGAUUUGAUGUUGAUGGGAGUCAUGACUUAGGUGGAAAUGUUGGUUCUGAAUCUUCACCCAGAGAAAAACUAGAUGAUGUUGCAACAGGAAAAGAGAUUGAGAUGGGGGAUAAAUCUGUCCAAGAAGAUUUGGAAGGAGAUAAAAUAGAGAACAAUGAUCUGGUGAGCCACCCAGCAAAUCUUUUGGACACUGACAGUGGGUUGACAACCAAACCAGAUACAGAGAUGAAGAAAAAAAGGCGAAAGAAGAGGUCAGAAGAUGACAUCAAUCAAUCUUCUGCUGCUGCUGCUACUCCGAGCGGACUUCCUGCAAAUGUAGAUGGUGUUGAUGCAACUCCUGAUUCUCUUCUAAUCUCAGGAGGCAAUCCUCUCGCAGAAGCAAGUCAGAAAGAAAAUGAUCUGGCUGAGAAUUCUGUCGAUGAUUUAGCAAAAGAUAAAAAUGAAACUGAGAAUCUAGAGAGUGGCACGGAAAUUCAUCUGGACGCUAACAAUUUAGAGAAAGAGACGAAGAAAGGCUCAAACGAUGACAUCAAUCAAUCUUCUUCUGGCGCUGCUGCUACUGUUAUAACUUCAGGAGAUGUUGUGAAUCAGAUAAAAGAAGUCCCUGCAGAUGUAGAUCCUGUUGAUACUGCUCCUGAAUCUCUUCUAAUCUCAAGAGGAGAAAAUCUUGAUAUUCAUUUUGCAGAAGCAAGUCAGAAAGACACUGAGAUGGUUGAGAAAUCUGUUGAAGAUGUGGGAAGAGACAAUACUGGAACUGAUAAUAUAGCGAGCUGCCCUGAAAAUCAUUUGGACACUAACAGUGGGUUGACAACCAGACCAGAUACAGAGAAGAAAAAAAAGCGAAAGAAGAGAUCAAAAGAUGACAGUAAUGGAGUUCCUUCUGCUUCUGCUGCUAUUACAACAACUUCAAGAGAUAUUGUGAAUGAGAUAAAUGGAGUUCCUGCUACUGUAGAUCCUGUCGAUGCUACUCCUGCAUCUCUUCCUAUGUCAGGAGGCACCGUUGCAGAAUCAAGUCAGAAAGGAAAUGAGAUGGUGGAGAAGAUUGAUGACGAUGUUGGAAGUGGAAAAGCUAUACAAAGUGCUGAAGAUAGCAUCCAGACCAAUAACGUUGAAGUAGAUGUUGCUGAUGGGACUAAGUCUGUGAAGCCUACGAAGAAGAGAAAGUCCAAAAAAGCCAAGACCCUAACUGAAGAAGAUACUCCGGUCGCUUCUGGUACACAGAAUGUUGCAGCUAUCGAAGCUGUAGAUGGAGAAGGGACUGAUAAUGUCAUCAGAAAUGUAUUAGAUUCUUUGCAGGAAAAGAAUGAAACUGAGGGAGAUCUGGACAGAACUGGGAAGAAAUCAAGCAAGAAAGCGAAGAAGAAACACUCUUCUAAAGUUGCGGAGUCCCAAGUCUUGUCAGUUGAAGUAAACAAUGCUGCCCUGGUGGAGACUCCUCCUCUCAUCAACAACCCUAAAGACACUGAUGUCUUAUGCACGCCAACUAAGAAAGAUGCUGAGAGUGAUGCUUCACUGUUGAAAAAGAGUUCUGAGAUUGCUGAAGAUAAUAGCCUUUCCAAGAAAAGUCCAACAGAGAAGGUUGAUAUGGGAGAUAAUUUUGGUUGCAGCCCAAAUCAAGAUCAAGUGGCUGGUGGAGCUAAAUCUAAAAAGAAGGAGAAGAAGAAGGGGCUUGAUCUUCAUCCAAGCGGUUCCAUCGCGGGUUCAUUGAACUCAGUGAAACCGAAAGAGAAAAAAUCUAGAGGUCAACAACAACCAGCUAGCUCAGGUGCUAGUCAUUUGAAGUCAGUGGCUAAGAGUGGACGCAGUGGAUCCGUGAAAACCACUGUCAGCAGCAAGAAACAAGUGGUGAAGAAAAGCUCUAAACCGGUAGCAGUGGACAACAAGAGGAAGACGAAUUUCUUUGAGAAUGCUGAGAAUUGUAAUUCGUCAGAGGAUGAACAUAAUAACAAGACUUGUGAUGAUGUCUCCACCAAAACACCAUCAGAUUAUUCAUCAGAGAAUGAUAGUGAUGUGACUUCUAUGUCCAGGAAGCAGCAAGGAAACAAUCUGUCUGGAGGAGCAAAUAAGUUUGAAGGGAGCCUACAAGAUUUGCUGAGAAGGUCAAGCAGUUACAAGAAGGCUUUAAUCAGAGCUCAGUCACAACCCGAUAUAGAUGAUGACUCUCCGAUAGAUUGCGUCCCAGAUAGCCAAGGCGUCUAAGAGUUAACGACUAAAAAAAACCGAAAGUGAUGCUUUAAAUUUUUCAAAAGAAAAAAGUGACAGUUUUGCCUCUUCCCGACAUUUUAUGUCUGAUGAGAAGAGUUGGUCAUUGUUGCAACACUAUCUAUCUAUGUUUCUGGCUUUCUGUAAAAACACUUACGUUUGUGUUAUUGGUUCCGUUUGUGUUAUCCAUCUAUCAUCUAUUUUUUUCGCCA
Molecule: messenger RNA, 3273 nt
Organism: Raphanus sativus (radish)
Lineage: Eukaryota; Viridiplantae; Streptophyta; Magnoliopsida; Brassicales; Brassicaceae
Source: RefSeq, a predicted model, not a curated record